UUAUUCAACAAAAGUUAAACACUCAUCUUUCUCUCCACUUCCUUACUUGUCCUGGUUCCCUCUAUAGAUUUAAUCUCGCAGAAAAACCACAACUUCGAUCUUUACCCAGAAUAAGGACCCGGUUUCUUGAGCCACCUGGUUGGUGAAAGAUUCAAACUUCAAGAGUAAAGAUGGCAAACCCAGCACAGAUUACUCUUCUGGGCUCCACUUUCUGUGUGAUGCUCACCCUCCAUUUUUCAAUACAGCUUCUUUCUGAACAUUUCAUGUCCUGGAAGAAGCCAAAAGAGCAGAAGGCUAUCUUGGUCAUUAUACUCAUGGCUCCCUUGUAUGCCAUUGAUUCAUAUGUGGGGUUGAUUGAUUUCCAGGGGAGCAAAGCUUUCUUUAUGUUCUUGGAUUCAGUCAAGGAGUGCUAUGAGGCUUUUGUGAUAGCCAAGUUCUUGGCUUUGCUGUAUAGCUACUUGAACAUAUCUAUUAGUAAGAACAUUGUGCCUGAUGGGAUCAAAGGAAGGGAGAUUCACCACUCGUUUCCCAUGACUCUAUUUGUGCCUCGUUCUGUUCGUUUGAACCAUCAGACACUGAAGCUUCUCAAAUAUUGGACAUGGCAGUUUGUUGUCAUCCGCCCUGUGUGCUCUAUCUUGAUGAUAACACUUCAACUUAUUGGAGUAUAUCCCAGUUGGGUUAGCUGGACAUUCACGAUAAUUUUGAACAUUUCAGUGUCACUGGCUCUCUAUUCUCUAGUCCUUUUCUACCAUGUGUUUGAUAAGGAGCUAGCACCACAUAAACCUCUUGCUAAGUUCCUGUGCAUCAAAGGGAUUGUCUUCUUCUGCUUUUGGCAGGGAAUUGUUCUUGAUAUUCUUGUAGCAUUAAAAAUAAUCCGAUCUCAUCAUAAGUGGCUAGACGUGGAACAUAUUGAGGAAGCUCUGCAGAACAUGUUGGUGUGUGUGGAAAUGGUUUUCUUUUCGGUUGUGCAGAAGCAUGCUUAUGGUGCAGAACCUUAUAGAGAUGAUGCUAUAUCAGCUGCAAAAGGGGAUAAGAAGACAGAAUGAUUUAGGAGCUGAUCAGUGUGGUUCAGUAUCACCAUUGUGCACUGAAUGUCGUCACUUCAAUAUCGAUUUACAAAAUGUCUGCAAAUAUAUUCAUCAAAUGGACAAGAUGCAUAUCUAGUGCUGAAAAUACCUUAUCUGCGUGGCUUAGUGUUUUUGUACCUUUGUAAAAAUUCUACAGAGCAAGUUCUGUAUAGUACUCGGUACUGAUUGAAUCCUUGUUCAUGCUCCAGUUUUUCCUAUUGUAAACAUAUUUCGCAAUAAGAAAGUUUUGUUAUU
Molecule: messenger RNA, 1322 nt
Organism: Argentina anserina (silverweed cinquefoil)
Lineage: Eukaryota; Viridiplantae; Streptophyta; Magnoliopsida; Rosales; Rosaceae
Exons: 5
Coding region: 171-1046 (291 amino acids)
Biological process (GO): transport
Cellular component (GO): membrane
Molecular function (GO): transporter activity
Source: RefSeq, a predicted model, not a curated record